This is a messenger RNA of Magnolia sinica, 1029 nucleotides long. RefSeq lists its product as uncharacterized. NCBI's taxonomy places the organism in Eukaryota, Viridiplantae, Streptophyta, Magnoliopsida, Magnoliales, Magnoliaceae. The transcript is spliced from 4 exons. Bases 1 to 1029 code for a protein of 342 amino acids. The record is from RefSeq and is a predicted model, not a curated record.
AUGACAGAUGAUGUGCAGCAGUUCAUUCGUCAGCUCUUUCAGCGAGAUUCCGUCACUGGCCAUGAGCCCAGACUAGUAGACCUCUACAGAGGGACUUACUGUCGGCAGGCAACGGGAUCUUGGGUUCAGGAGGCUGAGGUGAUUCGGAGUUCACAAGUCAGAGCGGAGAGUCAUCUAGAUUUAGUCAUCAACAUCUUUGGCGCCGUCUGUGGGAAUCUGAUACGGAAGACAACAACAGACGCGAUGAUGUGUAGAGGGUUCUUAAUCACACUCACAGGAUCUGCUCGGAGUUGGUACCGUCAACUCAAGCCCAAUUCCAUUGGUUCCUUCGCAGAGCUUAGCCGAUUAUUCCUUACCCAGUUCAUAAGUGGUAAGAAGAGUCGGAAGCCAAAUACUCACUUAUUCACCAUCAAACAAAAGCCUAAGGAAUCACUGAAAGAAUACAUUGCUCGCUUCAAUGAGGAAGCGUUACAAGUGGAGGACUACGAUGACAAGAUAGCACUCUCCGUCGUCUUCGAGGGUUUGAAAGAGGGAAGGUUCACCUUCUCUAUUGGGAAGAAUCCACUAAAGACGUUAACUGACCUCAUUGCCAAAUCUCAGAAGUAUACUAACAUCGAGAAAUUCUCCAAUGCCCGCAAGAAUGUUCAAGUGACAGAGUUGACUGGCAAGGGGAAGAGGCCAAGGAAUGAAGAAUCUCAGCCAUCCAGCAAGGGACCAGAUGACCGAACCCCUCGCGAUCGUCGCUCGAGGAGAAAACCAGAGGAAAAAUUCUAUUCCUACACUCCCUUCAACACAUCUACCAAGCAAAUUUUACUAGACAUCAAAGGACACAAACUUCUAAAUUGGCCAGUGUGUAUGAAGGCCGACCCCGAUCAUCGAGACAAGCGCAAGUACUGUCGCUUCCAUCGGGAUCACGGCCACAACACAGCUGAGUGCGUGGAUCCCAAGGAUGAGAUUGAGACCCUUAUUCGUAAGGGACAUUUGUGUCAAUAUGCCAAGGGAGAAAGAACCACUCGGAAAGAAGAGUAA